This is a messenger RNA of Hypomesus transpacificus, 4194 nucleotides long. It is a transcript of the gene ppfibp1b, whose product is annotated as PPFIA binding protein 1b. Gene Ontology annotation, biological process: neuromuscular junction development. Gene Ontology annotation, cellular component: presynaptic active zone. The transcript is spliced from 28 exons. Gene Ontology annotation, molecular function: protein binding. Bases 175 to 3192 code for a protein of 1005 amino acids. Lineage: Eukaryota; Metazoa; Chordata; Actinopteri; Osmeriformes; Osmeridae. The record is from RefSeq and is a predicted model, not a curated record.
UCUGUCUCGACAUGGCGUAGGGAUUUUGAGGGUCGGAGGGCUGAUAUUGUAGUGUAAAAGGUUAAAAGUGUAUGAUAUAAACGGCUCAAGUUUUUGUUUUGGUGAAUUUGGAAACUUCCAUCGUGGGAAUUGUAAAGUUGUUUCAAAGGUUGGGGUUCAGAGCGAGCAAGGAAGAUGAUGUCAGAUGCCAGUGACAUGUUGGCAGCAGCUCUGGAGCAGAUGGAUGGGAUUAUAGCAGGCUCCAAGGCUCUGGACUACUCCAACGGGCUGUUUGACUGCCAGUCCCCCACCUCUCCCUUCCUGGGCAGUCUGCGGGCCCUCCACCUGCUGGAGGACCUGCGGGGGGUGCUGGACGUGAUGGACACAGAGGAGAGGGAGGGGCUACGCUGCCAGAUACCUGACGCCACGGCUGACAGCCUGGCCGAGUGGCUGCAGGGGCACCUGUCCAAUGGGCACAUGUCCAUGGGGCAAGACACCUACCAGGUACGCCUGUCCAGGCUGGAGAGUGACAAGGAGUCCCUGGUCCUCCAGGUGAGCGUGCUGACAGACCAGGUGGAGGCGCAGGGAGAGAAGAUCAGGGACCUGGACAUGUGCUUAGACGAAAACCGGGAGAAACUCAACGCUACGGAGGAGAUGCUCCAGCAGGAGCUCCUGUGCAGGUCAACGCUGGAGAACCAGAAGAUGGAUCUCAUAGCCGAGGUGUCCAACCUCAAGAUGAAGCUGAACUCCUUGCAGAAGGAUAGGCUGGACAUUGAUGACCGGUUCAGGGACAGUGAGGACCUGGUCCUGGAGAUCAACGAGCUGAGGUACCGAGUGACAGAGAUGGAGAACGAAAGACUACAGUAUGAGAAAAAGCUCCGAUCUACAAAGUCGCUCAUGGCCAAACUUUCUAGCUUGAAAAUCAAGGUGGGCCAGUUACAGUAUGAGAAGCAGAGGAAGGAGAGCCAGCUCCAGGCACUGAAGGAGGAGCUGGGUGUGCUGAGGAGACAGCUGGAGGAGCGAGACGGAGAGCUGAGGAGGGGCCAGGAUCAGACGGGCUUCAGACCCCCUGGAGGUCUGGGCGGCACAGAGAGAGUCUCCCACCCAGACGAAACUCUUAAACAGAGGCUGAAAGAGAAACAUGUGGAGGUGCAGAGGAUGAAGAAGGCCGUCGAGUCCCUGAUGGGGGCCAACGAAGAGAAGGAUCGGAAGAUCGAGGAGCUGAGGCAGUCUCUCCUGAGAUACAACAAGGUUCAGGACAUGGUCAUGUCCCUGCAGGCCAAGAAAGAGAGAGACGGAGAGAACGAGGAGGCUCUCGACAACGGCUCCAUCUCUAUGGCGAUGGCCCGCGCGGUUGCCAUGGAGCUGGAGCAGCGGGAGGGGCUGGCGGGUGAGGAGGAAGUGAUCGGAACGAGCCCAGAUGAGCUGGAGAUCCGCCUGACAGUGACUGAAGACCCCUCGCCCAGCCCUCCAGCCAGGCCAGCCUCUGACCCAGACCGGGGGCCAGACCGGGGGCCAGACCCGGACCCAGCAGGGCCCGACAGGUCCCCUGACGGCGCCAGGGCGGGUAGCCAGGACAACCUGGAUGGCAGGAACAGAGAACAGAGGCCUGAGACUCUGCUGUUCCUAAUAAAGAACAAGGCCCGCGAGGAGGUGGCUAAGAUUAGCGAGCGGCCCCCCAAGCCCCCCCACUCCACGUCCUCCUCCCCCUCCUCCUCGCCCCGCGCCGCCCCCACAGACGACACAGGCUUCGGGAGCCGCAAGGCCCGCUCCUCCUUCGGCCGGGGCUUCUUCAAGAUCCGGGGGGGCAAGAGGACGGCCAGCGCCCCCAACCUGGCUGAGACGGAGCGCGAGGGCACCGAACAUCUGGACCUGGCGGGCCUUUCCCAGAGGUCGACCACCAGCGACAGCACCCGCACGCUGCCCACCGCCCCUGAGGGGCAGAAGAAGGCCAGGGGCAUUAAGAAGCUGUUUGGGAAACUGAGGAGGAGUCAGUCCACGACCUUCAACCUGGACGACAACCUAUCGGAGGGCGAGUUCAGGAGGGGCGGAGUCAGAGCCACGGCAGGCCCCAGACUUGGCUGGUCCAGGGAUCUGCAGAGAAACAAUGAGCUGGACGCUCCGUUUGCACGGUGGUCGAGGGAGCAGGUGUGUGAUUGGCUGCAGGAGCAGGGCCUGGGCCUGUACCUGAACAUGGCACGCUCCUGGAUCUCGUCAGGGCAGACGCUCCUGCAGGCCUCCCAGCAGGACCUGGAGAAGGAGCUGGGCAUCAGGCACACCCUCCACAGGAAGAAGCUGCAGCUGGCUCUGCAGGCUCUGGGCUCCGAGGAAGAAGAUGGCAAGGGCCGACUGGACUACAGCUGGGUGACCCGGUGGCUGGAUGACAUUGGCCUGCCUCAGUACAAGACCCAGUUCGACGAGGGCAGGGUGGACGGCCGCGUGCUGCACUACAUGACCGUGGACGACCUGCUGUCCCUGAAGGUGGGCAGCGUCCUCCACCACCUGAGCAUCAAGAGGGCCAUCCAGGUGCUGCGGCUCAACAGCUACCAGCCCAACUGCCUCCGACGCAGGCCUUCCGACGAGAAUAACAUCACGCCGGCCGAAGUCUCCCAGUGGACCAACCACCGGGUGAUGGAGUGGCUCAGGUCUGUGGAUCUGGCCGAGUACGCCCCCAACCUACGGGGCAGCGGCGUCCACGGUGGGCUGAUGGUCCUGGAGCCCAGGUUCAACGUGGAGACCAUGGCUCUGCUGCUCAACAUUCCCCCCAACAAGACGCUGCUGCGUCGACACCUGGCCACGCACUUCGGCCUGCUGGUGGGCACCGAGGCCCAGCAGAGCAAACAGGAGUGUCUGGAGAACCCAGACUACUCCCUGCUCACCGCCACCGCCAAGGUCAAGCCGAGGAAGCUAUCAUUUGGUAGCUUUGGGAGGAAGAGGAAGCAGGAUGAGAACGAGGAGUACGUGUGUCCGAUGGAUGUGGAGAUGCCCAAGGAGCGCAGCUUCCAGAGGGGCUUCGGGGGGGAGCUCCAGAUCUACGAGGACGACUUCGACCGCCUCAAUCAGAUGGACGACUCGGAGGGCACCGUGAGGCAGAUCGGAGCCUUCUCAGAGGGAAUCCAAAACCUGACUAGCAUGCUGAAAGAUGAUGAGUUCUUCAAAGAGAUCUCCAACUCUCCCUGCCUCAGUGUGACUGACGACGACUCCAACGCAUGAGGCCUUUGUCAUCGUCGUUGUCGUGACAACCUGUGACCCUGUGCAGCCGUGUCCUUCCCCACCAGCAAAGACUCACACACACACUGUUACACACACACACACGUUUACACACACUGUUACACACACAUACACACUCACAUACUCCUCAAAAACCACCUUGUUUAGCAUUACAUUGUUCGAUGAGCCAAAAAAAAGUUUUUAAAAUGUUUCUAGAAAAAGGGCAAAAUAGUAUUGGAGAGAAAGAGAAUUGCCACUGUAGUGUGCCUACCAGCUGGUUACUGGACACAUUCAUACUGACUGUUCUUAUAGGUGCAUCUCUCUGUGUGGGGUUCAGAGUUUCAAUAGUGUCAUCGCUCAUAGCUCAUCACCCAUCAGAUGAUCACGGAGCAUCCAAUUUCAACAGAGGAGGAGAUUGUGACGAAAUCUAAUAUAUCUUCUUUUUAUAUGCUUCAAGACUUUCAACCCUGUUGGACUGAAAAACAAUUUACUCAAAUGUCAUGUUCUGUGCAGAGUUUCUACAGGUAAUAACUUCACUGUCAAGUGAAACCCCUGAAUCGCUGCUAUGUUUUGUGCAUUAUAAAGCCUCUAUUUUAAGUGCAAUGUGUGUAUUUUUCCAACAUAUCUUUCCAUACCUUUAACACUCCCAGUAAUGUUUGCAUGCAUUUGCACCAACACAUACUGCAUAGUAACAAACUAUAAUAAUUCACACAAAUCGAGUUGCAUCUCAUCGCAUGCUGUUCAAGUCUUUCUCAUUGCCGAAAUGGUCAUUCAUUGUACUCCCGCUCUCCUAACAGAAGAUAGCGAUUUUAAAUGAUUAAAGUUAAAGUCAAGUGGACAGUUGCCAGUUAGUGUGGUUCUUUUCAGAUUACCAUAGUGGCAUAUGUAGAGAUGAAACUAUGCCAGAACGUCUCAAUGUAAAGAUCCUGUUAUCUCAUGACUGAGCAGAAAAGGGCGUUUUUGUGGUGUGCAUUUCUAAAGGCCAAUAAAGUAAUUUAAAUCAGU